ACUCGCAAACUAGUCAUCGGUGAACUUAGCAAACCUAAGAUUUAGAUCAUAACCCACUUUCCUUAAUCCUCCCCUCCUUCCUUCCCUUCCCCUCCCUCCUCGCAAAUAUCCCAUCCCCGGUCUCUCCUAUCAACAAAAUCCCUAAUUUCCAGGGUUAAAACUUUUUCUCCAAAAUUGGAAUCUCUCAUGCAAUCGCCAUCAUCAAUCCUCUCAUAAAUCGAAUCAAAAUCAAACCCUAGCUAUGUACAGCAAUUUCAAAGAACAAGCAAUAGAGUACGUGAAACAAGCGGUACAAGAAGACAAUGCAGGGAAUUACUCGAAGGCGUUUCCUUUAUACAUGAACGCACUUGAAUACUUCAAGACCCACUUGAAAUACGAGAAGAACCCUAAAAUUCGUGAAGCGAUUACUCAAAAAUUCACCGAGUAUCUUCGUCGGGCGGAGGAGAUCAGGACUGUUCUUGAUGAAGGAGGUCCUGGCCCUAAUUCUAAUGGGGAUGCUGCUGUUGCGACGAGGGCAAAGACUAAGCCUAAAGAUGGCGAGGAUGGGGAUGAUCCGGAGAAAGAUAAGUUGAGAGCUGGAUUGAAUUCGGCGAUUGUGAGGGAAAAGCCUAAUGUGAAGUGGAAUGAUGUGGCUGGGCUUGAGAGUGCUAAACAGGCUUUGCAAGAAGCUGUUAUUUUGCCUGUGAAGUUCCCUCAGUUUUUUACAGGUAAGAGACGACCUUGGAGGGCUUUUCUUUUGUAUGGGCCACCUGGAACUGGAAAGUCAUACUUGGCCAAGGCUGUUGCAACUGAAGCAGAGUCCACUUUUUUCAGUGUUUCUUCAUCAGAUCUGGUUUCAAAGUGGAUGGGUGAGAGUGAAAAGCUUGUUUCAAACCUUUUCCAAAUGGCCCGUGAAAGUGCUCCUUCAAUCAUUUUCGUUGAUGAAAUAGAUUCCUUGUGUGGUCAACGUGGAGAGGGCAAUGAGAGUGAAGCUUCGAGACGUAUCAAGACUGAACUUCUCGUGCAGAUGCAGGGGGUAGGAACCACUGACCAGAAGGUUCUUGUUCUUGCAGCAACAAAUACUCCAUAUGCUCUAGAUCAGGCCAUCCGACGACGUUUUGACAAGCGCAUAUAUAUCCCGCUGCCUGAUUUGAAGGCUCGUCAACAUAUGUUCAAGGUGCAUCUAGGAGAUACUCCUCACAACUUGACUGAAAGUGAUUUUGAAAGCUUGGCACGAAGGACAGAGGGCUUUUCAGGUUCAGAUAUUUCUGUUUGUGUCAAAGAUGUCCUCUUUGAACCAGUUCGUAAAACCCAAGAUGCUAUGUUUUUCAUACAUACUUCUGAUGAUAUGUGGGUGCCUUGUGGACCGAAGCAACCUGGUGCUGUCCAAAUUUCCAUGCAGGACCUUGCAGCACAAGGGCUUGCAGAAAAGAUCCUUCCACCCCCUAUCAUGAAAACAGAUUUUGACAAGGUCCUAGCAAGACAAAAGCCAACAGUGAGCAAAGCUGAUCUAGAUGUCCAUGAGAGAUUCACAAAGGAGUUUGGGGAGGAAGGUUAAUGAAGAUGAUGACAGAGACACACUGGCCAAUGCCUGUGAGUGCAACCUAUGUGAUUAGUUAUUGCUGCUGGAUCCACCGAAAUAUUUAACUUUGGGGAAGGUGACUUGACCUUCCCUUUGUAUUGGGAUGGAAUGACUGAAAACGCUUGUUUGAAAUUGUGUGAAAAGAAGAGUUUCAGAAAUAUUGUCCCAGGAUCGUGGACAUGAUGCAUAUAUUAUGCUUCUUGCCAACUUAUGUUUGUGGUGUAAUAUUGCUUACUAACUGUGUUUUUUUGCCA
Messenger RNA from Populus trichocarpa (black cottonwood), 1815 nucleotides. Its product is annotated as protein SUPPRESSOR OF K(+) TRANSPORT GROWTH DEFECT 1. The record is from RefSeq and is a predicted model, not a curated record. The coding region runs from base 242 to 1537 and encodes 431 amino acids. Gene Ontology annotation, biological process: endosomal transport; vacuole organization. Lineage: Eukaryota; Viridiplantae; Streptophyta; Magnoliopsida; Malpighiales; Salicaceae. The transcript has 8 exons. Gene Ontology annotation, molecular function: ATP binding; ATP hydrolysis activity.